Messenger RNA from Linum trigynum, 4644 nucleotides. The record is from the annotation of a GenBank genome assembly. NCBI's taxonomy places the organism in Eukaryota, Viridiplantae, Streptophyta, Magnoliopsida, Malpighiales, Linaceae.
CAAUGGUUCUACUUGGGUUUGGGUAAAUAUCAUUUAUUAGCCAAAAGUUUCAAAUUUUUUUAAAUAGGAUGUUGACCGCCAUAUAUCUCUUCAUAGUCAAUAUCAUAUUGUCAAGUCAAUAUUACUAACGAAAAUGCUACCAAAAAAUUAAUUUUAGACUAAUAAUACUUACAAAACACCAUUACGGGUCACAUAAUACAUGCACAUACGCCAUCUUCCCCGCACCAAGGCGCGGCAUCUCCACCUAGUAACAUAUAUGCCCAAACAACUAAAUUCUCAGUCCAAACCACGAUGUCAACCCAUAUGAACAGCCACACUUUUCAGCAUAUUCACCGAAUUGGAACCAAUAGCCCACUAUGAUCUUUAACAUGUUCAAUCAGAUUAUCAGUUGCCAUCACCUUCAAAAUUUGUACAUCCGAACAUCACACACUGAAAUUCAGUGGCCGAUACCUGUUAGUUUGAAUAUUGAAACCCAAAACUGGAAAAAGGGCCGAUGGGGAAUGAACAUGAAGCCCCAGUACUACUGUAUAGUAAACCACCAAACAAGAAGACCAGUAAGUUUUGAGUAAUACGGUAAACGAAUUACAAAGAAAUUGCGUCGACCAUCGAUCAGGAGCAGCUGCCCACCAUGGACUUUUUUGCUACUUUUGUCUGCUUUGGUAAGCUAAAUCGACAAGAGAAGGGAAAUGAAGCAGUAGUACGAAUGUGGAGUAGUGAAAGUUAUAGGGGCAAGUAAGAAGUAAGGUCAACUCUGGAUUGUCCUUGGUCUUUAAGGGGGGGGGGGGGGGGGGGGGGGGGGGGGGGGGGGGGGGGGGAUUGUCCUUGCUUAUCAUUGAAUUAAUGUAAAACAUCUCACCCAACUAGAUUGACACGCUCAAUCAUACCAAGAUUUGGCGAGGAGGAGAGAUCCGAUACAAAAUGACUCAACUUCUCAAUUCCACAAGUAUUACAAAUGGAAAGAUGUGGAGAAAAAUUGUGAUCCACUCACACUACCUUCUAAUCGCGAAAUUGAAUGGUUCAAUAUGUUGCCUCAUUAAGAUACAAAGGAUACAAAGAAUGAAAAGGAAGGAUAACUCAAGGAAGCCAAUGGAAAAGUUGGGAGAGCCUAGUUCUCCCCACAACAAGAAGAUGCAAGAGUUACUCAUCAUCUCCCAUCAUGACAAGUUAGAAUUAAGGAAAGUUCAGAAAUUCGAACUUGAAGCAAGGUAUCCUAAGGCCAAAAUGAGGGAUAAAAUAAAGAAGAACGAUGAAACCAAACUAAUUUCCAUUGAGGAAAAUGAAGAAUCCGGGAGUGCUACAAGCCACACAGGGAUGAAGAUUUUGGAGUAAGCAAGCUUGGUUUCAGAGUGCUAAUAUUAUCAUCAACCGUUCGAGCAAUGCUUUGAGUCACUAGCAACGGACGAGGAGGCCGAGAGACUUCAUGGUGUCCACCUUGGACUUCAUCACAAGUUUGAUUACUACGAACUAUCAAGGGUGGAGGAUGAAGCUCCUCUCACUUAGCUCUCUCAAAGGAAAGUCCGGCGAAAAGACUUCAAACACGCGUUAGUUGUGAGGCAACCCAAAAAUUUUGGUUUGCGUAUCUUUUUCUUUUCUUUUGAAUAAGUUGUUAAAGUUAGAAAAUGAUUAGCUUAGAUGAUGAAUGAUAGAACCUUAGCAUUGCCAAGUUUCAAUUAUUUGAAUGACUGUUGCAUUUAGAUGUUUGUAAUCCUUAGGUGUGGUGAUAAAUGAUAUUUGCCUGGAAAGGGUAAGAUCACGGUUGCGAAGCCAAAGAUCGCGGCCGAGAUCAAUGACCCCAGGCCGCGAUCUUACCCGCGCCUAUUUAAGGGGAAGUGCCCUCUUUAUUCAUGUUCUCUCUUCCCCAAAAAAUUUCAAAUCCCAAAUACCAUGUUCCCCAAGCUAUUUUGAACAUGUUUUGACCAUACUUCAUUUCACUUUAUUUGUUAAUUACCAUUAUUGAAGUAUUGUUUAAUCUCUUGGAUUAAUAUCACGUACCCAAGCAAACUAAGGUACUAUUUUCCAUUUUCUAUCACUUUGGUACCUUAGCUAGCAAGGUCAGAUGUUUGAGUGCAAUAUGAACUUUGGUUCUUUCUUAGGCUAUGGCAUGAUUUAUUUUAACAAUAAGAUUGAUGUUUAUGCUUUAUUAAUAUCUUAUGUGAGUUGCGAGACUUUGGUGGGUCAAUUUUGCAUGUUUUUAAUUGUUCUUAAAGUCGUCUACCAAGUACUCGAAGAAAUUUCCCAAUCACAUAACUUUUUUUUUACACUAUGCUUUACAUUUAAACAUGUAUGCUUAUGAAUGAACCUUGCCUGAAUGAAUUAGACUUAUUUGUGGAGAAUGAAUGUCGUUUAUGAUUGAAUAGGCUAUAUCUAUCCAACUAUGUUUUCCCUUUUUGUACAUUGUCUCACUUUAGUGUGAGGUGUGCAUGGAUGAUGUUAAGGAUAACUUUAGAAGUUCAAUUUUAGUAGUGAGUGGAUUGAUGGUGUUCGUGCACCUUUUGUGCUACACUUAUUUUGUUGGGUAUCUUGCAAGCAUAAGGCAUGGUCCGGGUAGAGAAUUUCCAAACCAUGGAGAACUCCAACUCUUCUGACACGCGUUAUUGUUCAAAGAAGAAGAGUAAAUCCUGACAAAAAAGUUGUCAUUGAAGAACCUCUUCUUAUACGAGCACGAAACCGACGCCCGUAGUUAUCAAAGUAAUGCAACUUAAAGAAGGAACAAGAAAAGAUAUUCUUAGGGUUAUUGUUUGUUUGGGAUAGGAUGGAAUUGAAAGUUCAAUCUCAAAAAACCUUGAGAGAAGGCUCUAUCAAUAUAGGGUAGAAGCUCAAACACAAUCAAGGGGAAAACUUGAUUGAUACAAAGCAGAAAAUUCUCAAGUCUAAAGCUCCAAAAACAAAGGAAAUAUCAAUAUUCAUCAAAGUCUGCCAAAAAUCCGUGUCUCAUGCCCUUUAUAUAGUCUAGGGAAAAUAAAAAACCGAAAAGAAACAAAAUUCUAAACCAAAAAGGUAAUUUCAACUCGUUAGUUGCAAAUCUAUGGUCUACCCUUGAAUUCCACGGUCGUGGAUUUGGGGUCUCUGGCCGUGGAACUCCCCUGCCCAAAUUCCACUGUCUGUCCUUCUUUUCCACGGUUGUGGAAUUGGCUCCCUGAUCAUGGAUUUUGACUGAUCACCAUAUGAUCUUCUAGAUGUUCAUUUGGUGUCCAAGAAUCUUCAAAUCGAUGAUCCAAAGAGUUCACGAUGCUUACAAACACUUCUAUUUUCAUCUCCAACUCUUACCUUUCCUCGCAUGUCACCCAAACAAAAAGAGUAAGCCUCCAAGGUAGGUACCACAAACUGUUUCCCAGACAACCAAAUUUCCAGCUUCUUCUUGCCUUGGUUUCUUCUUUGGACAUUAAUGGAAAUGGUUUUGAAUCACAAUCCAUGAUCACUUCAUCUUCCACAUCAAGCAUCACUUUUGGAGCAACCUCUUGGAGAUCAACUUGUGGAACAUAAGGAACUAGAGUUGCUAUGGAAAAUAUUACUCAUGUCUUUUUAGAUGUUAUUUCGGAGCACUUCACCACCAAACUCCUAUGUAUCCAAGACCUUCCCUUAUGCCAGAGCACUUGUCUCAACCAGACACUCUUCACCCAACUCGAGAUUGGGGUGCAAGAAUCAACAAGCCGCAGUUGUUGAGUGUGGAAGAAAAUAUCUAUAGAGUGCUUGCAUUGGAGUUUCUUAGCACCCUUAUUAUUCAAGAUCUCAUAGGUGCUCCAGAUCCAGAGAACAACAUUGAGUUUAGACUCGAAGGAGAAGUUCGACAUCCGGAAGUUCAUAUGAGUUUUAGAGAUAUAUAUAUAUAUAUAUAUCCAACGAACUUUGUGGACUUAUUGGAUAACUUUGAUACCUUGCCUAGAUAAAGCGAUUUUCCAUGCUUCAAGGAAUUUUAGGAAUCCGAAGUCAAGGAGCCCACCUACCGGAUAUGGGAUGUCAAGUUAUCAAAGACUAGUGAGUUGAAGGCGGAAUAAAGGUUGAUCCACCACGUGAUUAAUAGGUCCUUGGGUGGAAAGUAUAAGAGCAAGUUUAAUCUGACUGUCGAGACAUUACAUUCCUUGAUAGCAUGUAUACUCCUUAGGCCUUACACUUCGGUUUAGAAAUUCUAUCCAUAGUGAAGAGAUAUGAAAAAGAUCUCCAACUUGUUGCAUUACAAAGUGGAGCAUAUAUCACUCGACUCGUUCGUUACUUCUGAGACGACUUUUGGGCAAUUGAAUUUCGAAUGGAAUCUAGAACCACUCCUAUUUCUUGGAAACCCUAAAUUCAAGGAUCAUGGUCUUGCUCCCGAGCAAUGAUGGUCUAUGAGGACUCCAAGGCUUUCAUUUGCCACUCACGAACACAUUGGAUAUGGAUGGUACGGUUUUCCAUCUCUCUGUGCCAACCAACCAAUGUGCAAGGAGAGAUGCAAUGGACGUGGAUGGCGAGGAAGAACAAGAAGAAUGCAUGAGGGUAGGAGAAGACAAAUCAACCUACCUACCACCCGACAACUUCAACGAUCAACCGAGCUAGAGAUUACCAUACCCAAGCGUUGAUAGCGGCAAUCCUCAAAAAUCAAAGAAGGAAGCAAGGCAACACCUUAAGGCAUAUGCAUAAUUAUGAAGAAUAUAAAGAUCACAUUAACGG